Molecule: messenger RNA, 3235 nt
Organism: Parus major (Great Tit)
Lineage: Eukaryota; Metazoa; Chordata; Aves; Passeriformes; Paridae
Gene: SIRT4
Product: sirtuin 4
Exons: 5
Coding region: 181-1128 (315 amino acids)
Molecular function (GO): NAD+ binding; NAD-dependent protein lysine deacetylase activity
Source: RefSeq, a predicted model, not a curated record
AUCACAGCGCAAGAGACACCUGAGAGUCCAUUUGACUCGGGAGUCCCUUCGGGUUUCUGGCCUGUAGCCGUUUGUAGGCUCCUGUUUAUCUUCCCCUUUAACCUUGCCUGAUCUUUUUCUGUGGAACAUCUUGGGUGUGUGCUAAAAGCAAACUCUAGCCUCAGAUCUCCGUAGCUGAAUAUGUUCCCUGCCAGGAAGUGGUCUGGAGCUUUCAGAGCCAUCAGACUGCAGCAUUUCAGAUCCCAUUCUGUAUCCAGAGCCUCUCCAAACUUGACUUUCGUGCCAGCCUGUCUGCCCCCAGACCCUGUGGAAGUGGAGGAGCUGCAGCGUUUUGUUUCUAACUCCAAGAGGCUGUUUGUAAUGACAGGAGCUGGAAUCUCCACAGAGUCAGGGAUCCCCGAUUACCGCUCGGAGGGCGUUGGGCUCUACGCCAGGACAGACAGACGGCCUGUCCAGCACGCUGAGUUCAUCCGCAGCGCCAGUGCCCGGCAGCGCUACUGGGCAAGGAACUUUGUGGGCUGGCCCCAGUUCUCCUCCCACCAGCCAAACAAAGCACACCUGGUACUGAGAGACUGGGAGAAGCUGGGCAAGCUGCACUGGCUGGUGACCCAGAACGUGGAUGCCCUUCACAGCAAGGCCGGGAGCCAGCGCAUGACAGAGCUGCACGGCUGCACACACAGGGUUUUCUGCUUGGCCUGUGGAGACCGAAUCUUGCGUUCUGAGCUCCAGGAGCACUUUGAAGCUCUGAAUCCUACUUGGAAAGCUGAAGCGUUUGGCGUGGCUCCGGAUGGGGAUGUCUUCCUGACGGAUGAGCAGGUGCGCAAUUUCCAAGUCCCAGCCUGCCGUAAGUGUGGUGGAAUCCUGAAGCCUGAUGUGACGUUCUUUGGAGACACAGUGAGCCAGGAAAAAGUCAGUUUUGUACACCAGCGCCUGGCAGAAUCAGACUCCAUGCUGGUAGCAGGAUCCUCCAUGCAGGUGUACUCUGGUUACAGGUUUGCUCUCGCUGCCCGGGAGAAGAAGCUGCCAAUUGCAGUCCUUAACAUUGGGCCCACCAGGUUAGAUCACUUUGCAUCCUUAAAGUUGAAUUCCCGCUGUGGAGAGCUGCUGCCUUUGAUUGUUUGCACAUGACCCAGCCAGCUGAGCUUCAGUAGACAUCAGGAUUAAAGUUAUUUUUACAAGGACUCAUCUCAGAGGCAGCUGUGAGAUGCAGUGCACGGCCACUGAGGGCACCAGGAGAGGGCAGCAAGCCUCGCACAUCUCAGCCUCACCAGUUCUCUCCACUGGAACCAUCUCCACGUAUCAGGAAACAGAAUGAUGAUAAAGAAAAGUACUUUUCUGCCUUACCUUGGCGUUGUAAACAGUGCCUUUUCAUUCACUGGGACAGGAUAAUUGGACUGCCACAUCUGAGGAUAAAACACUGUUCUUAGAGUUGUCCUCAGAGGAGAAGAGGGGCACAGGGAUUUUGAUCAGGUAGUUUGAGGCUAUAGCACAGGAGGGCAAUGUGGGAAACCAGGACACUGCUGGGGAGUCCAGUGUCACUGGUGGGAUACUGUAGAGUGUGCAAAGAGGAAAAAGAGGCAAGAGGAACUGCAGUUGUCACUUAAAAGAAAAAAGCUUCAAAAUAGAUUAUUUGGAAGCACAGGCUAUAAGGCUGACAUCUUCCAGCGAGGAGGGAAAGUCAGCAUUUCUCUCAAGUGUCAGUUGACAGCAGCAGCUAAACUGCUUCCUAUCCAACCCCUUUAAAAAUUAAUUAUUGUUGAGAUGCCAGAGGAGUUACUUUAAGCUAAUCUGACCAGCCCUACUUUCAGUGAGGCUACUACAUUUUCCAGAAUGCAUUUUUGAAGAUGUUAUGUAAUUAAUGAAUAGCUAAGGAAUCAAAACUGUUUAAAAGAUCGAGACUAUUUGCAUUGAAAUUUUCUCUCCCUCCUAUGAUUUAAGUACACCUCAGUAGCCAGUUUCAAUUCAUGUUUUUCCAUUGCAAAAAUGCAGGUUGUAAUUACUAGCAGCUGAUAAAUUAAGAGAGAAAUACAAUUAAAUCUGUACAAUAGGUCUCCCUCAGGAGGUACUCUCUGUUGAAAGGUGCAAUUUCCACACUCCUAACAGGAGAUCCAUCACUACUGGAUAGUGGUUUUUUGUUGAUCCUGAGGAUGGUGGUAUUGUAAGCCCUAUCAAACCAUUUACAGAGUAAAACACAGAACCUGGUACAAACUAGAACAUGGAAUUUUUGACCUGACCUUCUUCAUGAAACUACCACUCCUCCCUUGUAGCUCUGAGGGAUUUAAUUGUCAGGGUUUCCCAAGAGCUCCCUCCUACUCCAAGUAACAUGUCCUGGACUAAUAUUUUGACAAGAACUGUAACAAACAGUUGGAAACAAGGAUGCCAGAGUUAUCUGCUAAAAGGUCAAGUAGCAAAACAAGGACAACUGACCACAGGAUGCAAAGUUCAUUUUUGCUUUGUUGUCGAUUCAAAUCCCUGCCAGAAAGAAGCAAAUAAAGCACAGAAUCUAAGGGAUACAUAAGGCAUCCAAUUUUUGCAGAAAGUGGAGGGCAUUAAGAUGCUCAACAAAUUUCAGGAUUUGGCUGUAUUGGGUUAGAGGAGAGACAGCUUCACCUUGAAGCCAAGCAGGAACAGUUCAGGACUCCCACCUGCAUUCUGCUCUCAUUGAAUGGUGACUCCACUUCCCAAUGACUCAGGUGUCUGCUGCUUGGCAGCGAGCAAAGCUCACAGAUACAUCUCUAUCUUUAGCUGUCCUGUCCAGAGUACAGCUGUCCCACCAACCAAAGCUAUUGCAGAAAUCAUGCCUAAAGCACAGCAGAGUCUCUACAUACACCAUGUUUUCAUGUAGGGCUUAUCCCUGUAAGAAGAGAUGCUGAUGCCUCCUUAGCAGAGGAGUUGGGGCUGAGUUUCUCACUAUCCAUAUCUUCUCCCCCUCUUUAAAACUCGCAUGACAUUGGUGUGUCAAAACCAGAGGCUGCCAGUAGAGCCAGCAUUUUGAGAAGGUGUAGGAGCAUUGCCAAGCAGUCUAGAACAAGUCUUGGAAUAAGUUUUGUGACAGGUAACUAAACCUCCCACAUCUACCCCUGCCUCCUCUCCAGUUCUGCAGCUGAGCCUGUGGGAAAGGAGUCAGGGUGUCUCUUCAGCAUCACUCUCAGAUGAGUCAUUACCCCAACUCUCUGCUGAUUAUACUUUUAAGCCACCAGGACAAUGACUUACAAUAAAUGAACAUUACAUUAAA